GAAAAAAAUAAUUUUUAUGGCCCUACUUGCUCCGCACUAUUAAAUUGAACUGACCCUACCGACUUGUUUUCUUGAAAACCCAACUAAAGCCCUCGUAGCGGAGAGUUUCUCAGAAGGGAGAGUCGAUCUCCGAAGUCGAAUCAUGUACGGUGGUGAUGAAGUGUCAGCAAUUGUGAUAGAUUUGGGUAGCCAUACUUGCAAAGCUGGUUACGCUGGCGAAGAUGCUCCCAAAGCCGUUUUCCCAUCUGCUGUUGGAUCAGUUGAUCAAAUGGAAGAUGAUAAUCCUGAUAAUCCGGAGGAUAAUUCUGGAUCUGCUCUUGAUUCUAAAUCAAAGGUUAAGAGAAAAUUGUAUGUGGGAUCUCAAGCCUUGGGAUUUCGCCGUGAUUUCAUGGAGGUGAUAUCGCCCAUCAAGGAUGGGGUGGUUGUGGACUGGGAUAUUGUAGAAAACAUAUGGGACCAUGCUUUUAGGGAAUGCUUACUGAUCAAUCCAAAGGAGCAUCCAAUGUUACUUGCAGAGCCUUGUUCAAACACUCAGCAGCAGAGGGAAAAGGCUGCAGAAAUGAUGUUUGAAAAAUACCAAGUUCCAGCAUUGUUUUUGGCCAAAAAUGCUGUUCUCACAUCUUUUGCAUCAGGACGUGCAACUUCUUUGGUUGUUGACAGGUAGGAUGUUAUGUUCUACUUACUGGCAAUUUGCAUUGAAUUACUUAUUUGACUUGUCUUGCCAAUAACAAAGUUCUUUUGCUGAGUUAUCUCAUUUCUCAGCCUUAAUAUCAUUUAUCUUAUCUGCAUUAUACACGUUGUACCUUACCUUUUAAGUGGCAACAACAAACCCAGUGUAUUCCCACUUAG
This is a messenger RNA of Capsicum annuum, 849 nucleotides long. RefSeq names its product actin-related protein 4. Bases 143 to 664 code for a protein of 173 amino acids. The record is from RefSeq and is a predicted model, not a curated record. The transcript has 7 exons. Gene Ontology annotation, cellular component: NuA4 histone acetyltransferase complex; SWI/SNF complex. NCBI's taxonomy places the organism in Eukaryota, Viridiplantae, Streptophyta, Magnoliopsida, Solanales, Solanaceae. Gene Ontology annotation, molecular function: chromatin binding. Gene Ontology annotation, biological process: regulation of transcription by RNA polymerase II.